UUUUGAUUCUCCUUAAGAACUGCUCUUUUGUAAAGGUGUUCACUGUGAACAUUUUAAAAACAACGUGCAAAACUUAAUUGGGGCAGUACAAUAAUAAACAAUAAAGUAUUUAUUAAAAAUAACAUCUGAUGCGAGAAACAUUGAGCUAGCAAUCAACAAUAGUUUCAACAAUUUCAAAGUGAAAUACUGUGUAACAGUGGAAAUAGUGUUAUUGACUUUGUGUGUGUCAUGCCAGAUAUGGAUGAAUGGGCACAAUUACAAAGAGAAACCGCUUUAAGAGUAGUCAUUGAAGAAAUGUGGAAGGAAAUCCCCAGCGACCUACAGGACUACAUUCCAGCGUCGACGCUCGAAGAUUUAUGCACUGCCCUACAAAAUCCGACAACUUUGGAAGUCGUAAAACUUCUACAGGAGGUACAGGAACUCCGAGAGGGGCAACUGUAUCAGCAGCGAUGCGACCUGGUCGGCGAGAUAAAAUCACGGCUUGGCGAAGUGCGAAGGCAACAUCAAGAGCGUCGGGAACUUCAAGCAAAGGCGGGACUCAGCUUAGAAGAGCUCGAUAAAGAACUCGAGGCUCAAUGGAAUCUUGUCUCGGACGAAGUAAAACGAGAACUGAAUAGCAAGGAUCUAAACAUUAUAGGAGAGAUCGAUAGCACGGUCGUCGAACAACAACGAGCUCUUCAGGAAGUGGGAGUUCCCCAUUUCAAGGAGACAAAGGAGCCAGUUGAAUUGCGCAUCCAAAUGACCCUGCUCGACUUCCUCCUAAGAAUAGUUCGGAUGCCCACGUUCCGUUCCUCAAAUGACGACGACAGCUGACUGGUACAUUUUUAUAGAUGACCUUUAACAUUAAAAAUCUACUAUCCUGUACAGGCUUGCUUUUGCUUUUCUAAGAGCACAUUGCUGAAAUUCUGCGGAUUUAAGAUGAAUACCUCAUAUGAAAUUGCUAAAGGAAAUACGGCUAGAAUAAAACUUUCUUAACCCUAAAAUGGAUACUUUUUCUUUGAUUAAGAUGUAUUUAAAUACGAGGUUGAAUGUAAUAUGAAAAACUAUUCCUAAGUCAGACGAAAU
Molecule: messenger RNA, 1065 nt
Organism: Varroa destructor (honeybee mite)
Lineage: Eukaryota; Metazoa; Arthropoda; Arachnida; Mesostigmata; Varroidae
Gene: gdl
Product: gonadal protein gdl
Source: RefSeq, a predicted model, not a curated record